This is a messenger RNA of Chrysemys picta bellii (western painted turtle), 1602 nucleotides long. The record is from RefSeq and is a predicted model, not a curated record. NCBI's taxonomy places the organism in Eukaryota, Metazoa, Chordata, Testudines, Emydidae.
GGCUGGAGGGAGCUGUGUCCUGACCCCCCGCUCCCCACGUUAGUCCAGUCCUCCCGGGGAACGCUGCCUGUCUGGAGCGAGGCAGGGACCAGGCAUGUGGGGCUGGGUGAAGGCGCCAUGUGUCUGGGGUAGGGGGUGGUUGGCUGGGUGGGGUGGCUGGAGGAGCCCCAUGGGUGGGUUUCCUUCCCCGGCAUCCCCAGCCCAGGGGCAUUCACACUCACCCCCAUCUUUGUGUUUGCAGACAGGAUGGAGCAGACAGCAGGGGGGCCGGCCUCCCCCACCACGAGGACUCUGUGUCAAAGGCCCAGGGAGGGGGCGCUGUGGGGUGCCCUCGCCAUCCUGUCGCUGCUGAGCGGCGUGGCCACGGGAACCCCGCACACCUGGCACCGCAACACGACCCUGGGGGCUGCACCCACUGCGGGCGGCGUGGGCACCGCCAGCCCCGGAGCAGAGGACAGCCUGGAGGCACCGCUCGCCGCAGCCUGGAGCCACCUCUCCGGGGACAAUGUGACGGCAGCGGGGCCCGGGGAGGGGGAGCUGGCCAAGGACCUGCUACUCCGGGCCGAGCGCUCGCCCCUGGGCCCCGCCAAAGGCAAGAAAGCAGGCCGGCGCAGGGACGGCCCCAACUGUACCGUCCGCAGGCUGAUGGUGAAGGUGCGCGACCUGGGGCUGGGCUUCGACUCGGACGAGAUCGUGCCCUUCAAGUACUGCAGCGGGUCCUGCCACCGCAGCCGCAGCAACUACGACCUGACGCUGGCCACCCUGCUGCAGGAGAAGGCCAUCAAGCCGGGCCCGCCGGGCCACGUGGCCAGCCAUCCCUGCUGCCGGCCCACCCGCUACGAAGCCGUCUCCUUCAUGAACGUGCAAAACACCUGGCAGACGGUGGAGAAGCUCUCUGCGGCUGAGUGCAAGUGCAUCGGCUGACUGGGCUGCAGGCUCGGUGCCCACUCGAAGCUCACGGCACUGCCCGCCUGGCGCUGCCCAGACUCGGGGCCCCGUGGCACAUGGAGAGCGGUGGGGAGAUGCGAAGGCUGCAGCGGUGCCAAACCUCCCAGAGGAGCGGCUCAGCGGAGAGACGAGAGUUCACCCUGCCCCAGGCGCGUGGAGAAGAGCUCCUUGUGCUGAGACCGGGGGGGAGCGGGACCCCCAGCGUGGGGCUGGUGGCAGUAGGGCGAGUCUCGUGGCUUGGGCUGAACACCGCCCCUCCCUCCCCGGUCACUGGCCGCCUGCCAGCUGGUGCUGCCGUUGGGGACCUAGGAGUUUGCCGAGCAUUGGCAGGUAGCCCGCCAGCCGGGCCCUGCUCGCUGCUCUGCCAUGUUCACUCAGCAGCCUCUGAGCUGCCCGCUCCAGUGCCAAACAGCCAGCCUCGCCUGCCUGGCACGGCCUGCCCAGCCCUCCCCGGAGUGCCAGCUGCAGGGCUGGCGUCUGCUCCGGUCCUAGCUCAACAACGGGCUGCCCAGGCUGGUGGCUGGUAACCUGAGCGCAUCUGUUGCGGAGUCAGAUGUGUAAGAACCAGGCAGCCCCUGUGUGUACUCUCCUGGCCCAGCUGCACCCCCUAGCAUCAGGGGCAGAGCUGCCAGGCUGGGCCCUGGGCCGCAUGGG